Messenger RNA from Nerophis lumbriciformis (worm pipefish), 1226 nucleotides. The record is from RefSeq and is a predicted model, not a curated record. NCBI's taxonomy places the organism in Eukaryota, Metazoa, Chordata, Actinopteri, Syngnathiformes, Syngnathidae.
GGCCGUUGCAUGAAUGGGCACAAUGGCGGCUGUGUCGCGCUUGCGCACAUCGACCACUCGAAGCUAACGGUCGGUUAGCAUUAGCCGCUUACAGUACAGCCCACUCCUCACUGCUGAUGUCGCUCACUUCAAACCUCAUGUUUUCAUCACGUUUUGUUGUAAAGCCAACUAGAGCAAAGAAGUGACUGGAGAGAAAACAAGUACACUUACUGGCAGAGGCAAAAUGCUGAAUGCCACUAAUGGCGACCCAGGCCAUGUUGCUGUCAAUUAUGUGGAGGAGUACUUCGACCUGAUGGAGUCGCUACCCUUAGAUAUGCAGAGAAGCGUGUCCCUCAUGAAGGAAAUCGAUGCCAAGUAUCAAGACGUUCUCAAAGAGCUCGAUGAUGCUUACGAGCGCUAUCGCAAGGAGUCCGACUCACCCCUGAGACGUAAACUUCAGAUGUCCAUCCUGAGGUCGCUGAUUCGCUGUCAGGAGCUUGGAGACGAGAAGAUUCAGAUCGCUGGACAAAUGGUGGAGUUGACGGAGAAUCGAACACGACCGAUGGACUCGCACUCGGAAUCCUUUCGUCCUCCCAAAACGUCCCAGAGAGCCAUGUCCCCACAGCGCCGCGGCAGCGGAGGAGACAAAUCCGGCGGAAAGCGCUCCAGGCGGCAGAAAAACGGCGACGGCAGGGAAAGUUACAGCGGCAUGGACCCCGCCGAGGACGUCGCCGUUGGGGCGUCCCGGGAGAAGCGGGCCAAGACGUCGUCCAAGAAGAAGAAGAGGUCAAAGGGGAAGCCGGAGAGAGAAGUGUCUCCUCCCGACCUGCCCAUCGACCCAGACGAGCCUACAUACUGCUUGUGCGAGCAGGUGUCCUACGGCGAGAUGAUCGGCUGCGACAACGACGAGUGUCCCAUCGAGUGGUUCCACUUCUCCUGCGUGGGACUGCACCACAAGCCCAAAGGCAAGUGGUACUGCCCCAAGUGCCGAGGCGAGAACGAAAAGACCAUGGACAAGGCCCUGGAGAGGGCCAAGAAGGACCGGGCGUACAACAGGUAGCCUCACCAACACUCGGGACCUUUCUAGUAUUACUUUGACUGUUGGCCUUUUUCGUCUGUGUAGUCGUGUAAAUAGAUAUUUUUCUAAGACGGUCAGGACUUGUUCUAAACUUGUGUUUCCACAUGCAUGCAGCAGCCCAUAUUCGACUGUACGUGUCCUGUUAAUAAAUACAUCAUCCUUCAACAAA